AUGGAGAAAGCGAGAGGAGAGGAAGAAGUGAAGUACCGUGGUGUGAGAAAGAGACCAUGGGGUAAGUUUGGAGCAGAGAUUAGAGAUCCAACAAAACCUACUGGAAGACAAUGGUUGGGGACAUUUGACACUGCAGAAGAAGCAGCAAGAGCUUAUGAUCGUGCAGCCAUUGGUUUGAGGGGUGCUCUUGCGAUCCUUAAUUUUCCCGAUGAGUAUUGUUCUCAUCUUCCUUUUGUAUUGUCAAAUUCUUCUGCUAUGGUCAACAAUGGAAGCUCUUUGGAUAGGAAGGAAGUUAUAGAGUUCGAGUAUUUGGAUGACAAGGUGUUGGAGGAUCUUCUUGCGAUAGAAGAGAAGAGAAGGAAUGGAGAUUAG
This is a messenger RNA of Sphenostylis stenocarpa, 372 nucleotides long. NCBI's taxonomy places the organism in Eukaryota, Viridiplantae, Streptophyta, Magnoliopsida, Fabales, Fabaceae. The record is from the annotation of a GenBank genome assembly.